Nipponia nippon (crested ibis) is the source of this 582-nucleotide messenger RNA. RefSeq names its product dual specificity phosphatase 18 (gene DUSP18). Lineage: Eukaryota; Metazoa; Chordata; Aves; Pelecaniformes; Threskiornithidae. Gene Ontology annotation, molecular function: MAP kinase tyrosine/serine/threonine phosphatase activity; protein tyrosine phosphatase activity. Gene Ontology annotation, biological process: peptidyl-tyrosine dephosphorylation. The record is from RefSeq and is a predicted model, not a curated record. Gene Ontology annotation, cellular component: cytoplasm.
AUGUCCAAGUCUGCAGAGCUGCUUAGGGCACAACCAGCGCACCCCAAUGGCGGCAGCUCUGGGAGCCCUCCCGGCCCUGCCCCAGCACCCCGGAUCACAUCUAACCUCUACCUUGGUGACACAAUGGCCACCAACAGCCACCUCCUGCUUCCCCACUGCAUCAGCACCAUCAUCAACGUCUUCCUGGAGGUGGUGAACACCCUCUGUCCUGACGUCGAGUACCUCCAUGUCCCUGUGAUGGAUGCCCCUGCCGCUCACAUCUCCAGCUGCUUCGACUCCAUAGCAGCUAAGAUCCACAGCGUGGGGACGUGCAGGGACCUGACGCUGCUGCACUGCACUGCCGGGGUGAGCAUACCCACCAUCUGCUUGGCCUAGAAGCACUGCUCCAUGUCCCUGGUGGGUGUCCCUGCCUGGGUUGAGUCCUGCCGUCCCAUCGUACGACCCAACAACAACUUCUGGCACCAGGUCAUCCACUAUGAGUACAAACUCUUCGGCGUCAACAGGCUCCGAGUGAUCAGCUCUCCGUCAGGGAUGAUACCCAAUGUUUAUGAAAAUGAAGUAAGAGUAAUGCUGCUGCUCUGA